AUGGAAGAAACAGAGCUUUACUUUGCUUUUGGGUCAAAUCUGAGCGCAAGAAAAAUGCGGGAACGCGGCACUAGGUUCAUCUCUCGCGAACGCGCAGUACUUCGAGGAUUUCGCGUCGUAUUCAGCAUAUGGAAAGACGAUGGCUUUGGUUAUGCUAGUAUUAUCCCAGAUAAGGAGUCAACCGUUUAUGGUGUCUUGUACAUCUGUUUAAAAGGAAGUUUAACCAAGUUAGAUGAACACGAAGCAGGGAGGCUUCGGAGAGUGAACGUACAGGUGGAACGAAAAAGCGGCGAAAUCGUGGAUGCGACAGCGUAUCAAGCUUAUGAAGUAUCUUACUCUCCUUAAUUUUCGCGGUUCUUAAAUUCGCGAUUUUCGGGAUUUUAAAAAAUUCGCGAACUUAAAGACCCGCGAAAAGGAAUCCAGUGGUUUCGCCCCGUAACGAGUUCGCCCCGUUAUAGUUCGCCCCUCAAGGAACGUGGUUCGCCCCCUAAAACGAUCGAGUUCGCCCCAUGUACAUCUGGAUCAUGUUUAUCUACUAGUGUCAAUACGCUAACCUUUUUUUGUUUGUGUCUCCUUGAAGUUUAGAGUUCAACAUCGACUUGAUGCGUGUGCUACAUAGAGGGAAACUCGCUCACGGUAGAAUUCGAUUUUGUGUCGCACGUUAUAUUAGUGCGUUACAAUAAACAUUUUUAAUAAAGUCUGCAAGUCCUUUACUUUUCCGUUCGACAAGAUAAAAAAAAUCUUGUGUUUGUUAUGUUUGGCCGUCGUCCUGCAUUUAACUUCGAAGCGAGUUUGAGUUAAUCUCUCGUAAAAUUGGCGUUGUUUUUUUACGCGAUGGAACUUGAUACACGUGAACUUUUUCGUUACCUAGCACGUGACUGCAACUACCGUGAUGAAAAAUUGUGCGAUGUUUCAAAAGCGGAUUGCAUUGCACGAGACUAUAUAUUGCUCUCAAAGCUCAGAAGCUCUUGGAGGUUUCUGAAGUUUUCUGAAGCUUUACAUGUAUAUUCAAAUAGGAACUUUUACGUACGCAAUCACGUCUCACAAACAGCGAAGGGCGGAAUAUCAAACUGAGAUGCUAUCGCGAAUGGCGAAACAGCAAUUCAGUUACAAGCAAUGUUUUCAGCGAAAUAAGACCCUGACUGCAGACACCGAUGACCAGAAAUUCAACUGUGAUAAUGCCGAUGGACAUUCACAAACAGGCAGUGUCGGGAAGUUGAAUUCGAAAGACAAGCCGUGAGAAUAAAGGCUACGAGAAGCGCCUUGAGACUUUGUUUACAUAGCGUCGAUCGAACAUUUAUUUACACAAACUUUCUUUUAUUGUGGAUUUGACAGAUAUAAAGUCAUGGAUUGUAUUCAAGUUCCGCUAGUGAAGUAACGACUUCUGCUAUUGGAUACAGUGUUGACAAUUGAAAGAGCGUGACAUAAACCAAUAAAAAUUUAUGGUGAAUUGUGAAUGAAACUUCCCUUCGAUAAAAUAGGCAAGUAAGCGGAGGAACUGACACGCUGCGACGAUUGAAAACUAUUAAGUAAACUAUUAAGUUUUUGAGUGGGAAGAUCAAAAACUAAAUAAUUUAUCGCUUAUAACUCCAUUGUAUGAACUUGUGACUUUUCAUGACAAUAAGGCUAAUUAGCGUCCCACGCGCGGCUAAUAAGAAAGAAGGUGUGAUUUUUUUUUUUUACUGUCUAGUGCUCUCUUUGCACUUAGAAAGUAAAGACGGAAUUUUCGUUUUAACUUAAACAACUGAAUCCUUCCUGUCUUUUAAAUUCCAAAUAAAUCGGACGCAGCAUUUCAUUGCCACCGAAAUUAAAAGUUUUUAAAAAAGUUCAAUCUUUUGUUGCAUUAGUGCAUUGUCUAACUCUGUUGUUAUUGUAGCAUUGAACGCAUUUUAAUUAGUUUACUUUCAUAAAGGCUUCUAAAUGUAAUUUCCAUUAACCAAUCAAUUGGCUGCAAUUUUGAUCCGUUGUAAGCAAGGGUUUAGCUAUAAAAGGCCUACUUCCAUUUUUAUCGCCAUCCGUUCAUUUGAACACUAUAGCCUUCAGUCUAUCACUCAUUCGGAAAAUUCAGGAAACGUUAAAAAAGCAACAUGGCAGAUGAAGAUUUGUGCAUCGCGUGUACAUUGAUCGUGACUACUCGCCAGGAAGCCCUGCAGUGCGACGGCUGUCAAAAGUGGCAGCACCGAGUUUGCAACACGGGCAUAUCGCGUCCGGAGUACAGAAAUGCCGUCCGAGCUGGAACUGACAUUCCAUGGGAGUGUCAAACUUGUGUGGUAUCUCACAUGCCCAACUUCGAGAGCACCAGAUUUGAUGAAGGUAAGUCAGCUGUUAUAGUCUAUUCUUGAUAUGUUGGAUAACAUUCUUCUUAUAUUGAAGAAGCUAGUUAAAUAUCCGCUAGACCUCAGUUCUCAUCUUGACUUGUUUAAUCGACAGACUUUACCGCAUCACAAACUGUGUUGUCUGCCGAAUCCAUUGCAGAAGCCGCCGGACUGGAGGAGGAGAUGAAUUCCACCAUUUAUGACCCACCAAUGGUAAGUAUGGUUUAUAACUAUGAAUGGGAUCAAACAUCGGAGUACUAGCCACAUUAUUCACGAUAUAACUGAUUAUCUUUCUCUUUUUUCAGCAUUGGUCAAUCGAUAGCCAGUGGAUUCGCGAUUCGGUAACGAGUUCACCCGUUCGCGUUCACCUGUACAUCAACACACCAUGGUAAGUGUUCGACAAAUGACAGUUUAACAAUGUGUACCACACUUCUACGCAUGGUUAUAUAUAUAAUUAAUCGAAUUAAUAACUACGGGUUUAUUACGACUGAUCUAACUAGCCACUUAAUUUCUGUUUUCACUUAAGUCCUUAGGGCUUCAAUCUGAUCCGGAUCCAGCUGAAUCAUCAUUAGAAGAUCCUGAUCCGCAAACCCUGGAGAAUACGGCCGGUCAGUUCUCCCUUAUAUUUGAGCUUGUCGAGGAUUCCACCAAGAGAGGAAAAACAAAACUUGUGGACAACCACGGCUACACGUAUAAUGUUAAGAGACGUCGUGGGGAUAAUACAGACUGGCAGUGCACCGUCCGACCAAGGGUAUUUUGAUUUUUUUUUGGUUUCUUAAAGUCAUAGAAUAUGUCAAGUAUAAGAAAUAGAAUGGAAGGAAAUAGUAACAAGCACGACGAAUAUAAAAGCAGUUCUUGUGUACCUUAACAAAGCGGGGUCUAUUUGCUUUUCUUUGUCAGGUCGACCCGUGUAAGGCCACAGUAACACAAAGAGCCGACGGUGGAUUCGUCCCAGGUAAACAGCAGCACAACCACCACUAAAGCACUAAAACAUUGUGAUUAUACAAACGUUUGUAAUUUUUUUUCAACCAAACUGAUAGUAUAUGUGUAGCAGACUGACUUGGCGCAGUAGGCUUUUGGCUGUGACGGGGACCGUACUUAUGAUCCUUUCUCAUUGCAUUACAGGUUCGUGGUCGCCAUUCCCGCCGUCACCUCAUAUUUGCCACCGAUCAGCAGCUUGAUGUGCUUUCCAGAUCCAAGAGUUGGUAUAUAGACGGUACCUUUAAGCUCUGUCGCCAUCCGUUUACACAACUGGUCUCCAUCAACGCUUUCGUGAGAACCGAAGAUCACGCCAAGCAGGUUCCAUUGGUGUUUGCCCUGAUGUCCGGCAAAAAGAAAAAGGACUACAAGGCGGUGUUUAAAGCAGUCAUCGAGAUGUUGCCUGUUCAACCCGCUGUUAAGGGCAUCGUUAUCGACUACGAAAUGGCUGUCUGGUCUGCGAGAAUGCAGCGCAGCGUCUACCGCCAACUACAAUCAAGAAUCUUUACCCUGUGGGAGGAAUACAAGUCAGGCGAGAGGACGACCGCGAACCUUGAUCUGGCGAAAUUUAAUGGACAUAGAAAAAUCAUGUAUUUGUGUUUUCAAGGGUCCUAAACAAUUUUUAACACAAGGUGUUAGUACAAGGAGCUAUCAUCUAUCAACUUUAGAUGUUAAUUUAGAUUCGCCUCAAGUUCUUCUUCGGCGUCUGAGUAAUCAUCUUCACACAGUUCCUCCAAUACAUCCUUUGUACAGUCGUCAAAUUGACCAUCCUGUCCCGGCUCCUUGUAGUGUGUAGUUACGAGUGUCUUGUAUCUUUCCAUUAUUGCCCUGUUCCUUGCUGUAUCUGAUUAGUAUACAGAAAAAUUAUUUUUCGGUGAAGCAGCAACUGUCUUUAUUGCAAAAGAAAUCAGACAAACACGUGCUUUACUGGUAGAUGUUAUCAAAGAAACUACAGGCAACAUACAAAGGUCAGAUCUGUAGGGAGCAACUCGCUGUCGCAUGAAACAUGUAUUUAUGUAAGCUUAUAUAAGCUCACAUGCGAAACGAUUUUUAUGAUCGACACCCAAAGCUAUCACAUAGACUUAAAUAUGCUUCUAUAUAUUUAAAAAAGAUUCAGAAUGUACUUACGAAACAACAAGGAUCCAUGAUUUAAAAUAGGCGUUCUUUCUUCUCAAUGGUUGUUGAAACACUCAGUGUGCAUUCGAGUCGCCAAGAGUGAACACUGAACUCCUUCGUCACCGCUUCCAUGGGAUUUGGCGUUUCAUUUAAAUAGUUUUUCGAACUAUUAUUCCUCCCUGCAGUCUAUGUCCGCAAUCUAUCACACUCUCCUCGCUCAUCUUCACAAAAAAAAAACGGCCCUGCAUGUACAAAGCACCAAAAUGGAAGGCGAACCGACAGCGAAGAAUGUUCAAAAGGGCGCGCGAUUCAAAAUUCAACGUGAAAGAGAGGCAAGCAUGCUCGUAAGACUCACGCCUCCAGAGCGAGGCAAAAUGCGUGCAAGCGUGUUAAAAAAUCAUUUAUAAUUUAUUUUUCUGUUUCUAAAUUGUUUCAAAUUACGCUUCAAUGUUUGGAGCGUUAAUAAUUUUAAUAACACAUCUUUGAAUCUCUUAGAAAAGAAAGACAGAGGAAAUCAUCUAUCACUUUUCCAGUAUUUACGACGCGUAGUUUAGCGCAGGCGAUUAUCUCUGUUCUUUCGGACAUUCUAGGUCAAUGCAAUGAUUCCUCAUCUUGCCUGAAGCGCAAUCAGUACAGUUAAAACAAAUUUUAUCAUAUGAGAAACCAGGGAUUGAUCAUGAAAACCACCGAAUUUCAGUACAAAACCGCUUGCGGAAACGCAAUGGAAACGAGCUGACACGUUUAAGUCAACGCAAGCGCUGCGGAAACACGAAACAAUGCCUCCAUUUUCAUGUUACACGUUUCCCGUCGUAACCGUCCUGCGAAAACGUAACGAAAUUUUGAACCAUCGGGUUUCCGCAACAUUUCGGAAUUGCGGAAACACCUUAUUUCACCCUGUGAAAGUCACUUAAUCGUCAAUUUCGCGAAAUUAAAUUCCCUGCAAACACAAUUUUUCUCCGCGAUCGCGAAAUUAAAGACUCGCGAAAUGUGCCGAUUUAAGUCCCGCGAAAAUAAAGGAGAAUAAGGUAUGUUAAAGAGGGGCUAAAACCGAGCCAAAUUUAUCUCAACGAAAUACUUGAAGGAGAGGAUCUUAUUCCUAAAAAAUAUGCUGACUACUUUAGAAACUUCUUGUGUGACAAAACUGGGAAAUAA
Messenger RNA from Porites lobata, 5561 nucleotides. Lineage: Eukaryota; Metazoa; Cnidaria; Anthozoa; Scleractinia; Poritidae. The record is from the annotation of a GenBank genome assembly.